Molecule: messenger RNA, 1653 nt
Organism: Exophiala oligosperma
Lineage: Eukaryota; Fungi; Ascomycota; Eurotiomycetes; Chaetothyriales; Herpotrichiellaceae
Exons: 6
Coding region: 1-1653 (550 amino acids)
Source: RefSeq, a predicted model, not a curated record
AUGCCCGACCUACAGGCCUGGGAGACGCUCGUGCAAGCCAAACAAGCAGAGGCUGCCGAAAAGAUCCCCAAAGAAUGGCUGCUACCAGAAUCUUUGACACCCAACAUAUCCGAAACGGGAGAUACAUGCGUGUUGGAUGUCCCUCGCGAGUCCGGACUGCUCACUGCUAAACAACUCGAGAUCACGGAAGCUUAUGAUGCAACGGCACUCUUGGAAAAGCUGCACUCGGGCCAGUUGACGUCGGCGGAAGUCACAGAGGCAUUCUGUAUCCGUGCAGCUAUUGCACAACAAGUGUGUCGAUGUCUGACAGAGACGUUCUUCGACCGGGCUUUGCAAAGGGCAAGGGAACUCGAUUCUAUUCUGAAGAACACGGGUAAGGUCAUUGGACCGUUACACGGGUUACCCAUCAGUCUCAAGGACUGUUUCAAUGUCGAAGGCCUCCCAAGCACUAUCGGCUUCACGUCAUUCAUUAAACAUGGCCCGGUGAAGUCAAACUCGGCCGUCGUCCAGACCCUACUAGACCUCGGAGCUGUGCUAUACGUCAAGACCAACAUCCCCCAGACAAUGAUGGCAGGAGACUCUCACAACUACGUCUUUGGACGAACAUUGAACCCUCACCGAUCAUAUCUCAGCGCCGGUGGCUCAUCAGGCGGCGAAGGCGCACUCAUCGCCAUGCGCGGGUCCAUCUUGGGCGUCGGGACCGACAUCGCGGGCAGCGUGCGCAUCCCUGCAUUCUGCAACGGCACGUACUCGCUACGCCCCUCGGCCGAUCGGAUUCCAUACGGCGGCCAAACGAGCUCAGCCCGUAAAGGGCUCACGGGGAUCAAACCCUGUGCCGGGCCCUUGGCCACGUCCGUUCGAGACCUGGAACUCUUCACGCGUGUCGUGGUCGACUCGGACCCUUGGAGACUAGAUGCGAGCGCUAUAUUCUCGCCGUGGAGGAGGCAAGCGUUUUUGGGCGGGGGAGGAGGGCAGACCAAAAGUCGUCUCACAUUCGGUUUGAUCGUAGAAGACCCUCAUUUCCCCAUACACCCGCCCGUCAUGAACACGUUGACUCGUGCCGCCGCCGCCCUCGAAGCCGCGGGACAUCAGGUGGUCAAGCUAACCACGCCGUCCAUCUACGACGCCAUGGUCCUUUCGUUCCGCAUGUUCGCCAUGGACCCGGCCAACACGGCGUUCGAACACAUCAAGGCCAGCGGCGAACCGCGCAUUCCCGCGCUCAGCUCGACCGACUUGCCUCACGAGCACGUGCGCGCCGAGUACGCGCCGCUCACGCUCGAGAGCCUGUACGAUCUCAACGUCCGGCGGGCCGAGUUUCAGGACGGAUUCCGCAAGCUCAUCGUGGAGAAUGGACUCGACGCCAUCAUCAUGCCGGCGUAUCAGAGUACGGCUCCACGACACGACUUGAUCAGUUGGGUGCCCUAUACUGUGUUGAAUAACCUUCUCGAUUACCCUGCUUGCAUCGUCCCUUGGAGAAAAGCGAACAAAAUCGACGAUGCGAAAUACCUGAGGGAAGUCAAGUAUAUACCUCCUUAUAAUCCAGAAGAGAUAGAGGGUAUGCCGUGUGCAGUACAGAUUGUGGGGAGGAACAUGCGUGAGGAGGAACUAUUGAAGACGGCGUCCGUCGUUGACAACGUGUUGCACGAGAGGUGA